AUGAGCCCUGUCUUGUCCAAUAAGCAUGUGGCUCCUGAUCAUCUGUUGCAAAUCUGCCAGCGCAUUGGUCCCAUGUUGGAUAAAGAAAUUCCACCCAGUAUUUCAAGAGUCACUUCUUUACUUGGUGCAGGAAGGCAGUCUUUGCUACGUACAGCAAAAGACUGCAGGCACACAGUUUGGAAGGGCUCUGCCUUUGCUGCUCUUCACAGAGGAAGACCUCCCGAAAUGCCGGUGAAUUAUGGUUCCCCACCGAGUCUUGUGGAGAUACAUCGAGGAAAACAACUCACAGGGUGUUCCACUUUUAGCACAGCAUUUCCAGGAACCAUGUAUCAGCACAUCAAAAUGCACAGAAGGAUUCUCGGACAUCUGUCUGCUGUUUACUGUGUAGCAUUUGAUAGGACAGGACAUAGAAUCUUUACAGGUUCAGAUGAUUGUUUGGUGAAGAUUUGGUCAACACACAAUGGCCGCCUAUUAUCCACAUUAAGAGGUCAUUCUGCAGAAAUUUCAGAUAUGGCGGUCAACUAUGAGAAUACGAUGAUCGCUGCAGGGAGCUGUGAUAAGAUCAUCAGAGUGUGGUGCUUGAGAACUUGUGCCCCGGUCGCUGUGCUCCAAGGACACACGGGGUCAAUCACAUCUUUACAGUUUAGCCCAAUGGCCAAAGGCUCCCAAAGAUACAUGGUCUCUACUGGUGCUGAUGGGACAGUUUGUUUCUGGCAGUGGGAUUUAGAAUCCCUGAAAUUCAGUCCACGUCCCCUGAAGUUCACGGAGAAGCCUAGACCAGGUGUUCAGAUGCUUUGUUCUUCUUUUAGUGUUGGUGGUAUGUUUUUAGCCACAGGUAGUACUGAUCAUGUAAUCAGAAUGUAUUUUUUGGGUUUUGAAGCACCUGAAAAAAUCGCGGAACUUGAAAGCCACACGGAUAAAGUUGAUAGCAUCCAAUUUUGUAACAAUGGUGAUCGGUUCUUAAGUGGUAGCAGAGACGGAACAGCACGGAUUUGGAGAUUCGAGCAGUUGGAAUGGAGAAGCAUUUUAUUGGAUAUGGCGACCAGAGUCUCAGGGGACUUAUCUUUGGAAGAGGAAAGGUUUAUGAAACCCAAAGUAACAAUGAUAGCUUGGAAUCAGAAUGAUAGCAUUGUUGUCACAGCCGUGAAUGAUCAUGUCCUUAAAGUGUGGAAUUCUUACACUGGACAGCUGCUUCAUAACUUACUGGGACAUGCUGAUGAAGUCUUUGUCUUGGAGACGCAUCCCUUUGAUUCCAGAAUUAUGUUAUCUGCAGGACACGAUGGCAGCAUAUUUAUAUGGGAUAUUACAAAAGGCACCAAGAUGAAACAUUAUUUUAAUAUGAUUGAAGGACAAGGACACGGAGCUGUUUUUGACUGUAAAUUUUCACAGGAUGGACAGCAUUUUGCCUGUACAGAUUCUCACGGACACCUUCUGAUAUUUGGGUUUGGAUGCAGCAAGCCGUAUGAAAAGAUUCCUGAUCAGAUGUUCUUCCAUACCGACUAUCGACCACUGAUUAGAGAUUCUAAUAAUUAUGUCUUAGAUGAGCAAACUCAGCAGGCUCCUCACCUUAUGCCUCCACCGUUCUUGGUAGAUGUAGAUGGAAACCCUCAUCCAACUAAGUAUCAGAGAUUAGUGCCAGGCCGAGAAAAUUCCGCAGAUGAACAUUUGGUUCCACAGCUAGGCUAUGUGGCAACAAGCGAUGGAGAGGUGAUUGAACAAAUUAUAAGCCUCCAAACCAAUGAUAAUGGUGAACGCAGCCCCGAGUCCAGUGUUCUUGAUGGGAUGAUAAGACAGUUACAGCAGCAGCAGGAUCAGAGACUGGGAGCAGAUCACGAUACCGUUCCAAGUGGACUUCCCAGUGGGGAAGAAACACCCCGAAGAGGUUUUAGAAGACUGAGCUUAGACAUCCAGUCCCCUCCAAAUAUUGGUCUGCGUCGUAGCGGACAAGUGGAAGGUGUUCGUCAGAUGCAUCAGAAUGCUCCACGCAGUCAGAUUGCUACUGAGCGUGACCUGCAGGCUUGGAAACGAAGAGUGGUUGUACCAGAGGUACCACUAGGCAUAUUUAGGAAAUUGGAAGACUUCAGAAUAGAGAAGGGUGAAGAGGAAAGAAAUCUUUAUAUAAUAGGAAGAAAAAGGAAGACUCUCCAGCUCACACAGAAGUGUGAGUCGCUGGUGCUGCUGUCCCAGUCCCGGCAGAGGACGUGCAGGCGCAGGCGCCUGAAUUACAGUCGAAGAAAUCUUGGGCGGCUUGAGCUGUCUUCUGGAAAUGAAUCUUCGAGCUCUGGAAGACACGAGACUUCCUGUGAUCAGAGUGAAGGUUCUUGCUCUUCUGAAGAAGAGGAGUGGAGGAGUGACAGGAGGAGUCAGAGUGACAGCGAAAGUUCAAGUGACUCGUCAUCUAGAUACUCUGACUGGACAGCUGAUGCAGGCAUCAAUUUGCAGCCUCCUUUACGAACGUCAUCACGUCGACGAGUUACCCGCUUUUGCAGUAGUUCAGAGGAUGAAAUGUCUACUGAGAAUUUAUCUCCUCCAAAAAGGAGACGAAAGAGAAAGAAAGAAAAUAAGCCUAAAAAAGAGAGCUUGCGGAGGAUGACUCCGGUGGAGCUUGCAAAUAUGGAACAUUUAUAUGAAUUUCACCCUCCCGUGUGGAUAACGGACACCACACUUCGAAAGUCUCCUUUUGUUCCUCAGAUGGGCGAUGAGGUAAUCUAUUUUCGACAGGGUCACGAAGCUUAUAUUGAGGCUGUCAGAAGAAAUAACAUUUAUGAACUGAACCCUAAUAAGGAGCCAUGGAGAAAAAUGGAUCUUAGGGAUCAAGAGUUGGUCAAAAUAGUUGGAAUACGAUACGAGGUUGGGCCCCCUACGCUCUGUUGCCUCAAACUAGCAUUUAUAGAUCCUGCAACUGGAAAACUUUUGGACAAAUCUUUCUCUAUUAGAUACCAUGAUAUGCCCGAUGUCAUUGACUUUCUUGUACUGCGUCAAUUUUAUGAUGAAGCAAGACAGAGGAAUUGGCAGUCUUGUGAUAGAUUCCGUUCUAUCAUUGAUGAUGCUUGGUGGUUUGGAACAGUGCUAAGUCAAGAGCCAUAUCAGCCGCAGUACCCUGAUAGUCAUUUCCAGUGCUACAUCGUUAGGUGGGACAAUACUGAAAUUGAAAAACUUAGCCCAUGGGACAUGGAACCAAUUCCUGAUAAUGUUGACCCACCUGAAGAGUUAGGAGCUAGUAUUUCUGUCACUUCCGAUGAGCUAGAGAAAUUACUCUACAAACCUCAAGAUGGUGAAUGGGGCCAGAAAUCGAGAGAUGAAGAAUGUGAAAGAAUUAUUAGUGGUAUAGACCAACUUUUGAAUCUUGACAUAGCAGCGGCUUUCGCGGGGCCAGUUGAUCUGUGUACGUACCCGAAGUAUUGCACCGUAGUAGCUUAUCCAACCGACCUCUACACGAUUCGAAUGAGGCUCGUUAAUCGAUUCUACAGGAGGCUAUCUGCAUUAGUUUGGGAAGUCAGAUACAUAGAACAUAAUGCCAGGACAUUUAAUGAGCCUGAAAGUGUAAUUGCAAGAUCAGCUAAGAAGAUAACUGACCAACUUUUAAAAUUUAUCAAGAAUCAAGACUGUACACAUAUCUCAGAACUUUCUAACACUUCGGAAAAUGAUGAGCAAAAUGCCGAGGAUUUGGAUGAUAGUGACCUUCCUAAAACAUCUUCUGGAAGAAGGAGAGUCCGUGAUUGGAAAAAAACGAGCAUCAAAGCCACCAACUAUGUUGAAAAUAACUGGAAGAAACAGUGUAAGGAACUAGUGAACUUAAUUUUUCAGUGUGAAGAUUCUGAACCAUUUAGACAACCUGUUGAUUUGGUUGAAUAUCCAGACUACCGAGAUAUUAUAGAUACUCCAAUGGAUUUUGGAACAGUAAGGGAAACUUUAGAAGCAGGAAAUUAUGACAGCCCUUUGGAAUUUUGCAAAGACAUCCGGUUGAUAUUUAGUAAUGCAAAAGCAUAUACACCAAACAAAAGAUCAAAGAUUUACAGUAUGACCUUGAGAUUGUCUGCCUUAUUUGAAGAAAAAAUGAAGAAAAUCUCCUCUGAUUUUAAAAUUGGUCAAAAAUUCAAUGAAAAACUUCGAAGAAGCCAGAGGUUCAAGAGACGGCAAAAUUGUAACCGUGUCAGUCAGGCCAACAGAAGUAUCAGAAAUAUCAAACAGAAGCGGUUAAAAUCUCAGACAAAAGUAAUUCCUGAAUUGGUGGGUUCUCCUGCCCACUCUCCCUCCAGUAGGGGUGCCUAUUCUGCAGGCCGUAAGACAGGUGCUAGUGUCUCUUCGGGCUUGACUUCUGGCGACUCCUCAGAUUCGGCAGGAUCGUCAGAAAGAAUGAGAAGACUUAGGACUGUCACUCUGAAAAAUGGCUCCACGUUAUCUGAAAGUGAAAUGGAAGAUUCCUUAGGUACCUCUUCAUCUUCAGCUUCAAAUAGUUCAGAGGAAAGCAAAGAGAGUUCAAGACCUCGGGAAUCUUCCUUACGUAGUGGGCUGGCCAGAAGCAGUAAUCUCCGGGUGACCAGAACCAGAGCUGCUCAAAGAAAAACUGGUCCAGUUUCUUUAGAAAAUGGAUGUGGCAGAAAAGCCACUCGAAAGAGAGUCUAUUUAAGUGACUCUGAUAAUAAUUCAGUGGAGGCUGGUGAGAGCCUAAAAGCCAGGGCUGGAAAUAACCGGAAAGUGCUACGAAAGUGUGCUGCUGUGGCUGCCAAUAAGAUCAAGCUGAUGAGCGACGUCGAGGAGAACUCUAGCUCUGAAAGUGUCUGUUCUGGCCGGAAGCUGCCUCACCGUAAUGCUUCUGCUGUGGCUAGAAAAAAGUUAUUACACAAUUCUGAAGAUGAUCAGAGCUUAAAGUCAGAAAUUGAAGAAGAGGAGCUAAAAGAUCACAAUCGACCAUCACCACUGUCCAAUUCUCAUGCUGCCCAGAAUACUGUGAAUGAAUCUGAAAAUGGGGAUUCAGAGUCAGAAAGUGACUUACGAGUAGCCCGAAAAAAUUGGCAGGCCAAUGGUUACAAGUCUCAUACUCUGGCAACUUCUAAAACAAAAUUUCUUAAGAUAGAGUCUUCUGAGGAAGACUCUCAAAGUCACGAUUCAGAUAAUGUACAGAACAGAACUGCUGGUCCGUCAACCUCUGGGCAGAAACUUAGGGCAAAAAGCAUCUCUGAGGAAGAGGAAGAAGCAGAUUCCGAACCGGGAAAGUAUGCUGGUAGAAAGUACAACACAGGUCGCAAGAAUCUUACUUUCCUUAAAAAAGCAAAGAUCUUCAGUGAUUCUGAGGACUCCGAAUCCGAACAGCGAGAUCGAGAAGAUGGCCGAUGUCAUGAAAUGGACACCAACCCGAUCAGAGGGGGUUUGAAGCGUGAACCAAUUGCCGGGUCCCAGUGUUUCUCAGAUCAUGUAUCUGAGACCGAUUUGGAUUCAGAUGAUGACAAAACAAAAGAAAAACCCAACAGUUUUGUGAGAGAUUCUCCAUCACAAGACCAUGGACAAAGCAGAAAGGUUUCCAGGAAAAGGGUCUGCUCCAGUGACUCAGACAGCAAUUCCAAGGUGAAGAAGAAGUCCUCAAAAGCCAAAACUAGGCUCAGGACUCCUCGAAGAAGUGCCAGCACGCCAGCCGGUAAGAUCAAGCUCAUGAGCGACGCGGAAGACAGCAGUUCGGGCAGCGUGUGCACUAGAAGCCGACACGGGAGGAAGAAGCCCGUCCCUGCCGCCUGUGCCUCUUCCGGCCCAAGAUGAGGUGAGUCGGAGGGAGCCGCAAGCUGUGAGGCCAGGCAGUGUGCUUGCGGAGGGGCCCGGGAGAGGCGGCCUGGUCAGGAGGGCCACUCCGACUGAAGGAAGUCUGCCUGGUUCAGCCUUGAAGGCAAGCGGCGCCCGGGGCCCCAGGGCCCGGGCGAUCGGGCGCCUCCCCAAACUCAGCUACAUGUCUGGUCUUCAGGGGAAGAGUCGAAAAAAGCCAUAUCAGGGGCUUAGACCGGCAGAAAGAAGGUUUCCUUGGAGGGCCGCCAGCGGGGCAGAAAGCGGCUGAGCCUAACAGCUCAGGAGGAGCUGAGUGAAUGCGCGAGGUGGAACGGCCGUAGCUCGGACCCGACCCUACGCGGGAAGCGCCAUUCAUGGGGGGCAGCCCGGCGGCAGCCGGCGGCCAGGCGGGGCGGGGCGGAAGCUUGAGCUGGGCGCAGAGGAUGCGCCCGGAUCCGGGAGGCGCCGGGAACCCCCCCGCGGUAUGGCCGAAGCGCGCUCCAGGCCUGUGCCCUGUCCAACGGCAGGUCAAUCGAGCCGGCCUCCGCCACCGAGUCCGACGGGGACUGUGCCGACGACGCGAACACCAAAAAGAGGAAAACGAAGGGAAAAAGCAAAGAUGGAAAGGUAAAGUUCAAAGCGUCAACCCUGUCUCGGCAAUCUGGCAUGGCCGGGCGGCAGAGACAGAGCAAACGGCCCAGGUUGAGUGUGGACGAUAACGACUGGGAAGAUCUGGACUAUGCAAAGUCGAAAAGAGGGCUUCGGCGCUCGAAAAUAAAAACGAGGAAUCAGGGCAGAAGGACCGUGAGAUACCACGAUGGGGAUGAUGACAGAAGCUUAGAGAACGGGAUAGAUUUUGAUGAUUGCACCUUAUGA
Puma concolor (puma) is the source of this 6630-nucleotide messenger RNA. Lineage: Eukaryota; Metazoa; Chordata; Mammalia; Carnivora; Felidae. The record is from RefSeq and is a predicted model, not a curated record.